UAAAGCUGUUCUGACUGUUUGGUCUGAACAAUCACAGAUGUUCAGAAGAGUCACUCUCACAUGUGACAUACAGGGAGAAAACUGGAAAUACAUAUUCAGCUGUGGAGAUAAAGAGUACAAGUCUGAGGAGAAAGAGUUCAGGAUCACUGUAGAGUCCACACAGAGAUGCAGGUGUUUUGGCAGGAGGCGAUCAGGCACUUCUAGAUGGAGUAAUGAAGUGACUCUGACUGUGUCGGUUCUUUCAGCUCUUAAACUGCUCAGUUUUCUACUGGCAGCUUUUCCAUAUCUGCUGGUGUCCAUUUUACUGGGAGUCAAAUGCAGAGCUCAUGCUCAAGCUAAUGAAGUCGAUCAGCAUGUUGUCACAGAGGAAUGAAAGUCUGCAAUCCUGAUUUAUCCAGAUUUUUUUAAUUAUUUAUCAUUAUUCAGCUUAUAAGCCAUAAAAAUAAUGCCAAAACAAUGCUAAUCUACACCCUGUCAACUACUGUAGCUUCUUUUUAAUUGUAGUCUAUGUUAUAAAUGUUUUCAGUUUUGUUAUAGGCCUAAAUAAAAUAAAAAUCCAUAUGUGGUUAUUAUUGUUUCAGGUCAAAUCUUGCUUAACCUGAAAUCUCAAAUUAGCAGUUUUUGUGUUUUGUGAA
This is a messenger RNA of Danio aesculapii, 635 nucleotides long. RefSeq lists its product as uncharacterized. NCBI's taxonomy places the organism in Eukaryota, Metazoa, Chordata, Actinopteri, Cypriniformes, Danionidae. Bases 38 to 373 code for a protein of 111 amino acids. The record is from RefSeq and is a predicted model, not a curated record. The transcript has 3 exons.